Molecule: messenger RNA, 7661 nt
Organism: Homarus americanus (American lobster)
Lineage: Eukaryota; Metazoa; Arthropoda; Malacostraca; Decapoda; Nephropidae
Product: ligand of Numb protein X 2-like
Exons: 6
Coding region: 662-2611 (649 amino acids)
Molecular function (GO): protein binding
Source: RefSeq, a predicted model, not a curated record
UCAAGACCCCUCCUCCUCCCUUUAUGUAUGUAUGUAUGUAUGUAUGUAUGUAUGUAAAGAAGAGAGAACAAGAAGACGGAUACAUCGACAGAAUACGUAGAUAAACAGACAAGUGAAUAGAGUAAUGAGAAAGGAAAUCGUGAUGAAAAAAUACGUCAACAUAAAAUAACUGUGACGACAACUUCCUUAAAAUGUGAUAAAACUACCAAAGAAAAUAAUAAUAAUAAUAAUAAUAAUAAUAAUAAUAAUAAUAAUAAUAAUAAUAAUAAUAAUAAUAAUAUGGUGGUAUUGUUUCUCCUCAGGGUACAGUACAGAACACGUGAACAUGAUAUGGUAUAAAGAGUGUGGCGUCCCUCAGUGAUCACCUCAAGCUGUUGUCACCAAAGUUCCUCCUCACUGACCCCGUGUGUGUGUGUGUGUCCCGUGAUCACUGGCUCCCACUAAAGACAGAUAAUAAUAUAUGUGGUGUAAAGUGCACCGUCAGCAUGACUUGAUGACGUGACUUGUGCUGACGAAGGGUGUCACCAUGUUAGCCAGAGACACCAUCACCCGCCCGGAGAGUUAAGAGACGUCCUACACCCUCGCUCAUACACCCUCCUGCCUCCUCGUGUGGUGAGGGCUGGUAGGGCAGCCCGUGGGCGUGUGGGCGGUGGCAGGCGGCAUGGUGGGCGUGUACGAGGUGGGCAGGUGGGGGUGGACCGGCCGCUCGGGUGUCGUCGAGAAGAACAACAAGAGACUCAACAUACACGUCAUAUCCGACGGCAUCACCCGGCUGCCCAUCUUGGAAGGGGAAAUCUCACACAUUGAAAUCCCACGGGGUCAUACAGCUCUCGGCAUCACCAUUGUCGGCGGUGCUGACACCCCCUUGCGUUGUGUGGUGGUCCAGGAGGUGUUCCCGGAUGGGUUAGUGGCCCAGGAUGGCCGCCUACAGCCUGGUGACCAGAUCAUUGAGGUGGACGGUGUGGACAUGACCUCGGCCACUCACCAGGUGGUGUGCCAGGCGCUGAGGCGGCCCCAGACUGUGCUCAGGCUCGGGGUGUAUAGGGAGAGGAUCGAGGCGUACCGUGCAGCCUCGCCUCAGUCAUCAAAUGCACCCCCACAUCAUCAAGGAGAGAUGGUGGCGGUAACUUUAUGCAAGGAGAGCAGCAGACAGUUGGGUCUGAAGUUGGGAGGGCGCCGCACCGAGCCUGGCAUCUUCGUCAUGGAGGUGCUGGAGGGCUCUGUGGCUGCUCAGGAUGGCCGCCUCCACUCACACGACCGUAUCCUGGCCAUCAACGGUGCCGACGUGCGUUAUGCCCGCCUUGACCACGCCUCUCGCCUCAUACAGCAGAGUCAUACACAUGUAGGCCUUGUAGUAAGUCGAGGUCCUGCUGUUGCCUUCGUGUCAGGUUCUGACACAGCUGCACACUCUCCUGAAUACACAAGCUUCCCUACACACCACUGGCGCAACAAUUCAGCUGCUGAGAGUGAGUUUCAAGGCUCUACAGACCACAGAAGUGCAAGUGACAGUGGCUGUGGUGCCAUGGAGUAUGGACGAUCUGCUUCCUGUGAUUCUCUGAGUGACCACAGUCUUGUGUCAUCCAUGAUGUCUUCGCCCAGCACCCGUUUGCCUUCUGAGACUGGUGGUGGAGUUGGGUCUCCCUCAAGAGGUGGCUCACCUGCUACUUCCUCUCCUGGGUACUGCACCUCUGACACCGAUGACACAGAAUCCAGUCAUCAUCAUCAUCACCAUCAGCCUCCAGCCCAUCACCAUCGGCACUCGACAUCCAUUGAUACGCACCAUUACAAUCACCAACUACCGGUUGAUGCUACUCAUGACCAGGGCCUUCAUGAGCAACAUCCACCACCAAUAGAUCACAAUCUUCUUCACAAUUCCACCUCAUUGCCCGCCACACCACGAGGUGCCCGCUCACCCGAUGAUUCUCACGAUAUUGUGGCGGGACUCAAGCGUUUAAUUCACUCAGAAAAUAAUCAACUUCAUCAAAAGAAUGUUACUAUUAAAAAGAGUGUAAGGGAAAGCCUGGGGAUGAGGAUUGGUGGGGGUGUCACCAGCAAUGAGGGCGACACACCCAUCUACAUUGCAAAUAUCAAUCCUCAGGGACCUGUUGGUAGAUGUCGCAACAUUAAGAAAGGGGAUGUGUUGCUGUCAGUUAAUGGGCAGUCACUGCUGGGGCUGACCCAUGGACAAGCAGUAGCACUUUUGAAAGCGACAGCAGAGCUGGCAGGUGUUACACUGUCUCUACUGGAUGGUCCUGAGACAUCUGUAGGUUCUGCUAACUUUGUACCAUCUUGGCUGUACUGGCAAAAGCUGCCACGUUCCCUGCAUAUAUCUAAGAGCGUUGUGCUUCACCGGGCUCCUGGUGCUUCCCUUGGCUUCAGCAUAGUUGGCGGGUCUGACCCCCAGCGUGGUGCUGAACCCAUCCACGUCCUCUUCGUGGUUCAGUCGUCCCCAGCUGCACUUGAGGGCAAACUGCGUUGUGGUGAUCGACUGCUCUCAGUCGAUGGUCACUCACUGGAACUAGUUCGUCAUGCAUCUGCUGUAAGCCUUUUGAAACAAGCAGGGCAGAGAGUCAACCUUGAAGUAGUUUCCUGGCUUGGUACAGAACUGUGACCUACAUUGUUAAUGGUUCUCUCAAUAAAUAUCCUUUUGUUUAUGCCCAUAUCAAACACAUAAAUGGUAUUUGACAUCAAAAUGGUCAUCACAUGCCUUUUUUAUUAUACAAAAUAAUCACAAAACAUAUAAACAAUGUUUAGUUAAUUUGAAAAUUAUAAUCACAGAGGUAUGGUGGGUAAAAUGAUGAUACUUAAGAAAAAAUGAGGGAACACCAUUUUUUGAGAGCAUAGGUUAUUUUGUUAUCCAAGUUAUAUCAUGACUAUUAGCCACAGUAUGGCAAAGCUUUUGUAAGACCUGCUCUUGGAGUAAGUAAUACUUAGAAAAGUGUACUUAUUUUUCACAAGCACUUUUUUAUGAAGCUCAAAAUCACAUUAUGAUUUCCCUUGUCGCCUGUGAGUUCAAAGACAAUUCACAAUAUUUGUUUAAUCAACAGCCAUCACAAGAUGGAGUGAACCACAAAAGUACAGUAAUAAUUGAACAAACUUCAACAUGUAAUUUACACUGACUGUUUACACAGUGAGAGGCAGCACACACACCAGCAGAUAUAAGUUAAGAUGCAUUUGUAUUGGAAGUCAUCAUCAUAAUUCACACUAAUAUUUUGUAUUAAGGAUCUGUAAUGUUAGUCUUUGUAAGUAUGAACAACUGAAAUUACUACAGAACUGUACAGUUGUAUACAAAAAUAAUUUGGUGGGAAACUGUAAAACAGUAAUGUUAUUGAUGGCAAGUGAGGGAGUCCAUGGAAAGAUCCUGUACAACAUUUCUUUUUUCAAGAAUUUUGUCAUUCUGCCCACAGAUCUGAGUUAUUGUGUUAAAAUUCUUCAGUUGACAAACAUGUAGUAAAAUCAUCUCAUCUUCCAGUGUAGAGAAAAUUCAGAUACAGUAUAUUGAUGUGUUGUACAGGGUAUUUCUGUCCAAAUGCCAAAGUUAAAAUUUGUAUGAUUAGAUUAGGGAAAAUCAUGCUAAAAAGAUAUAACUGCCUCAGAUGUUUCUUGCGUUAGAUUUACAUUGUUAAAACAUCAACCAGGUUGUGAAGUGAGUUGAACCAUCAAUAGUGACACAUUUCACCGUCGAUAUACUGUACUUUGAACUUUUUUAUUGAACAGUCACAUGGCAGACUCAUUAAAAUGUCAGCUUCCUUUGAAACCAUUUCUACAGGGAAUAAUCCAUAAUUUCUAUGAAACGAAGCUUUUUUGCAGUUUUUAAGGAUACCUUAUUAUUGUAUGUUAUUGCUAAAGUCAUAUUUAUAUUACAAUAUCAUUUCAUCAAUAGCACAAGGUAAAUUCAUAAGAAUUGCCACUUUAUGUGAUUACGAUGCAAUCAAAUUAUGAAUUAACUGAAAUGCGAACAAAGGAAUAUAAAAGAGACAUAUUAUAUACAUAACCUUAAAAUCUAAACUGAUAUAAUGUUAUGAAUGUACACUUUUCAUGUUACUAUGGAAUAGCAACAGUACUGGUCAGAAAACAUAAGGGUAUUGUUAUUAACAUUUACAGGGCUGCCCCCUAAAGUUCACUAGCAUUCUGUCAUUGCAACUGACUUUUCUUCAACAUCUGUAGUGUGGGUCCUCAGCUUCCCUGGGAGAACAGAUGCCAUAUCCCAACAUUCUAAGACAUUUAUUAUGAACAAAUUUAACUUUUUAUAUUUCAAUUUUUAAUCGAUCAUAUUUCAGUAACUCCUCACAUACCUGUAUAUCAUUUUAUAUUUGUACACUGCAGACAAGCUUCUCUGUCUUCUGAUAAUGCUUAUUUAGUGCAGCUCAUCCAUCACUCAGUAAAAUCAUGAGAAAUUUUAUGUUAGGUGCUAAUGAAGUUUAAAGGACAGGCUUUGAAAUAUUAAAUACACAACCCUACUUGUAGAAGUAGAUACUAGUUUACCCUUCAUCUAUAGUCGAAAACCAUUUUGACAACUUCCGAAUAUCUCAUAGUCGAGAACACCGUAUAUUACCUGACAUACAUAUGUUAAUGAUAAUUACAUUAAUUAUUGUGUUAAUGAAGAAUUAUGACUGCUUUUACAUAGCUGGGUAUAAGGAUCAUUUUCAUUUAUUGAAAAAAAAUUCGUUUUGUGACUUGCAGAGUACAUGACUGUGUUUGCAACUUUAGCACAAUUGAAGAUGGGUCAUGGUGAAUCAAAGGUUUUAUGGGGUAAUUAUUGUAUUAAUUAUACAUGAAAAUCAACAAUGUUGCUGUUAAUUUGACCAUGACAUUUCCUGCUCAUAAUUCUGCAAUUGCACAUUUUUGUAGUCUGUUGUGGACAUGUUAAUUUAAACAACUUACCGGUAAAUGACUUACUGGGGUAUAUAGCUGAAGUGUUUGUUACUUAUUUAUGGAAUUUUAACUAUUUAUUCUAAUGAUAGCACGAUACAGCAUUCUUUGAGACUCAUUCUCCAGAUGAAAUAUUAACAUUCAUCUUAACAUACUGCUGUCAUGCUUGAUUUCUUUAAGUUUAUUUUUCACAGUUUUAUUCUUAAAGGAAUAUUCUGUGCACUAGUGUUAAAAUUUUGACACACGAAUAUUAUCAGAUAUUAUUUUAUGUGUUUUAAUGAAAAUUAUAUGCAGGGGGUAUAUAUCUAUCUAUAAUUACAUACAUGUACUAAUCAAAUAAAAAAAAUAUUUCCAAAGAACUUAAAAAGAUUUGUAAAAUAAAAUAAGUACUGUACAGGCAGUCCCUGAUUUAAGAGAAUUCAUUUUCCGUAAAUUCAAUCCCAUUUUCCCACCAUAAAAGUUGUGAUAUGUUCCUAAAGAAAAAGAAGAUAAUUCUUAAACUGGCGGAAAAAAUUAUUACAAGCCAGUAAUAAACAUAGUAAGUGAAUUGCAAGCAGUACAGUAAUAAUUUUACACUUAUGAGAACUCACAGUGCUCGAAACUGUGCCACUAAUUGUUAUGUACAGUAGUAAGAGACUGUGAGACCCAGCCAAGUCAUAUGGUUGUACAUUAGUGAUGUAUCAAGAAUAAGUCUACUGCACUGUGUGUACAACAUUUUGGGAUGUUUUGCUUUCACUGGAUUUGAUUUUUAAUGAAGUUUUAUUUAAACAAGAAAUGCUAAACUUAUCUACGUAUUUAACAUUUUAUUCUUUCCACUGACAUCAAAUCAAACUCUGAGAUACUAAGCACAUCAACAUUGCCAGUCAAAAUACUUAAAGAGUCGGUGACUUGCCACUGCUUCGCCCAGUGAUCCUGUGAGCCAUGAUAACUAAAACAAUAGGUGUACAGUAGAACGUCGAUUUAAAGUGAUUCAAUUUAAGAUUAUUGAUUUAAAGAGACACCCACAAUUAAGGACAAUGUUAUAAUUUUAAGUGAAUCUUUCCUAUUUUGCGCGAGUCAAUCUGGAGCAUCAUAUUUAAAAUUUUGCGCCUAAUGUUUCUCUGGGCACGCUACACUGCCCUGAGGGUAAAGCUGUACUGUACAUGUACUCAAAAUAAUGUACUAAAUGAUUACUCAAAUUUUUGUCUAGCGCAAAAACUUGAUAUGAUGAUGAUUAAUAACACCGACGUCCAUCACCGUAGUAUUGACAUCUUACUGUGGUACAAUGAGUACCGAUCAAAACAACAACAACUUGGUAACAAAAUAUCAACAAGGACGGUGCUACCAUGUUGAGUUUACAGUAUUUUAACCUCACCUUUAGAACACUAAGCUACGUAUUAGGUUUACCUACCAGAAUUAUCAUUGAAAAUUUAUUUCAUUUAUACAGACUUAUUAUAUCAUGUUCCAUAUUUGUAGGAGUAGAUAUUAAAUGCUUAACUAUAUUAAAAAGUAUUUCCAAAAUAUUCCCUGCUGAAAUUGGGGGUACGUCUUAUAUGCCAUAUAAUACGGUACAGUAUGUUAUUAUUAGCUUAGUUACCCACACUAAAUACAGUACAAUACAAUACUGUAUAUUUUCAGUUUAAUUGUCUUUAUAAACUCACCAGGUACGGUACAGAAAGACCUGAGAUGCCUGUGUCAGCAUCUCAGCAUCUUCCAAUACUGCAAAAUAAUUAUGGAAAACUAUAAAAUUUUGAAACUUCAUAUUUUUCUUAUGUAAUUUAAAAACUGGGAUUUUUUUCAUAGCUUUGUUUUUCAUAGACCGGAUCUUCAUAAAUCAUGGACUGCCUGUACUGUAUAUUUGUGAUAUUACAAAAAAUAAAAAAAAUAAAGCAGAACUGUGAUUCUGAACUAUUUGUUGUGAGAGUAAUUUUACAUAUAUAGUGUAAAACAUAUUGAUAUAAUUAUGACAAUUUCCUUGAUUUAGAAUAUGUAGUCAAUAAAUGAUAGAGUUGUAUUAAAGAUAACCAAUUUACUUGUUUGCUCCUUUAAUCAGUAUUUUAAAUUUAAGAAACUGUACGAUGAUAAUCUACUCUAGAAAAAUAGUAAACAUGAUGGUAUACUAGAAAUACCAGGUAAUAGCAGGUGUAUUGAUAAGUUGUUAGGGGAAGUUAGUGAGACUUAGUCCCAUAAGAUGACUACACUACUUAAAAUUAUCUUUAGGCUACAGACAUACAGUACAGUAUAGCUAUGGGAUAUUCUCUUGUUCCUUAAUCUGAUAUUUUGACUCUGAUAAAGUGUAACUAUUUCAAAUGAGUUGUGUAAUGAGAGUAAUCCAGUGUGAGUGUGUCUGCUCCAUGGUGAAAUGUGAAUCUGAUGACUAAGCCUUGUGGUGCAUGGGAAAACAUGAGUGCGCCUCCUACCAAGAGUGGAGACGAGCAUCGAGUGACCGUUCACGUGCAGUCACGCUCAGGAGUCUGAUUAUAAAAAGCAAAUGAUCAGUCCACAAAAUGUCAAGGAUAAAUGAAGCAAUGUUAACCAUGACCACACUGAUGUUGACAUGACAAAAUUAACAUUGCUUAAAUUACCAUAACAGUUUAUCAAUGUGCAGCUGAUGAAGUAAGGACAAAAUAGAGUAAGAAUUUGUACGAGUGCAAGCUAAGGUUGGUGGAGGUGCAGGGCAUAUGAACCUCACAUGGUAGCUGUGACUGCAGAUCUUAACACAGGCCUUGACUAAUUAAAUGAUAGCACGAGUGAUAAAUAUUUUGUACUCCAGUGUAUAAACAACAAUAAAUAAUGAUUUUUAUUGAAAA